AGAAGAGACAUGAAGAAUAAUCGCCGAUUCAUUCCCGAGAAGGCACGUCUCCUCGCCGUUGUAACCGCCGGCGUGAUCACCACCGCGCUGCUCUUAAUGGUCUUAGGCCGAACGUCCAACGACAACAACGGAAACUCCUUCCUCUGCUCCCUGACCAGCUUGCGAGGCGCCAGAGUAGAGUCCGCCGCCGAUUUCUCCACGACUCCGACCCAGCUCAUAGCCAUACUCCACUACGCCACGUCACGGGUGGUCCCACAGCAGUCACUCGCGGAGAUCAGAGUCUCCUUCGGCGUGCUUCAGUCACUCGCGCCCUGCAACUUCCUGGUCUUCGGCCUCGGCCACGACUCGCUCAUGUGGGCAUCCCUCAACCCACGUGGGACCACAUUAUUCCUCGAGGAGGACCCCAAGUGGGUCCAGACCAUCAUCCAGCGCGCCCCCGUGCUACGCGCCUCCACCGUCCGCUACCGCACGCGCCUCUCCCAAGCCGACGACCUCCUCUCCUCGUACAAGUCCGAAGAGGACUGUUCCCCCUCUAACUUGCGCCUCCGCAACACGCGGUGCAGGCUAGCCUUAACGGAAUUACCGGACGAGGUGUACAGGGAGGAGUGGGACAUGAUAAUGAUCGACGCGCCGAGAGGGUAUUUUCCAGAGGCGCCGGGGAGGAUGGCGGCUAUUUACUCGGCGGCGGUGAUGGCCCGCGCGAGGACACGGCCGGGCGUGACGCACGUGUUCCUUCACGACGUGAAUAGGAAGGUGGAGAGUGUUUAUGCCAAGGAGUUCCUGUGCAUGAAGUAUAAGGUCCAUGGGGUCGGGAGGCUCUGGCACUUUCAGAUCCCUCCGGCUUCUAACAUGACCAAUAACAAUACCGGAAGUUUCUGCUGAAAUUAACCAUUUUUUUUUUUUUUUCAUUUAAUAUUAUAUAAGUUUGAUUAAAUUUUGUGUUUUGAAUGUAUUAUAUAAAUGUCUCGAUGGAGGAUUUUCUUGAGUAUUUGUCUCGUGAAUAAUCAAUCUAUAUCA
Molecule: messenger RNA, 1017 nt
Organism: Corylus avellana
Lineage: Eukaryota; Viridiplantae; Streptophyta; Magnoliopsida; Fagales; Betulaceae
Product: arabinogalactan O-methyltransferase 1
Biological process (GO): xylan biosynthetic process
Source: RefSeq, a predicted model, not a curated record